AUGUCGAAGAAACGUACAUUAGAUGGGUUCUUCAAGCCCGCGCAAAGCAAGAAGCCGAAGCUGGGAACAGACACAGAAUCCGCAUCAAUACCAGAGGACACCCUCCCACGAGACGCCUCCAACCAUCCAACCUACCCAUAUCCAGUGCCUCAUUUCCCCACCUCCAUAACAGAUGCCCUCGCUUUCGCGCCCGCCACAGAGGGCAGAGCGAUCAAUGACCAGCCCGACCUCGACCUCGUCUACUUCGAGCCCUACAUCCCCAAAGAGGUCCACAAAGAACUCUUCAAAUUCCUGCGACAAGAGCUCUUCUUCUACCGCGUGCAGUAUACCAUAAAGCGCGGGGCGGCGGAGACAUCCAUAUCAACUCCCCGCUACACAACCGUGUUCGGCGUCGAUGCCUCUUCCUACUUCUCUCCCACGGGUGUUCUCCUCGACGCGGAGUCACAGAGACCCAUUCCUAAAGAUCGCUACACCUGCCACCCGCGGCCUCUCCCCCAAUGUCUCGACGCACUACGCAUCCUAACCGAAGGCUCAACGGAUUCAACCUACAACUUCUGCCUCGUAAACUACUACGCCUCCGGCGCGGACAGUAUAUCCUACCACAGCGACGACGAGCGGUUCCUCGGCCCAAACCCCUCCAUCGCAUCCUUCUCCCUAGGUGCCAAGCGGGAUUUCUACAUGAAGCACAAACCGUUCCCACCCGCUAAAAAUCCCUCCGACCCGCCGCCGCCGGAGACUCGGCAGAUCAAGCUGGCGCUCGCGUCUGGGGAUAUGGUACUCAUGCGCGGAAGUACGCAGGCGAAUUGGUUGCAUAGUAUUCCGAAAAGGAAGGGAGGGGAGAGCGAGAGGGGGAGGAUUAAUAUCACGUUUCGGAAGGCGAUGGUGAGGGGCGGAACGGAGAACUACUAUCGGUAUAAUGUUGGGGUGGGAGGGGUGUUUGGAUGGGAUGAGGGGAGGGGGGAGAUGGUGCCGUGGGAAGGUGGGGCGAAGAAAGGGGAGAAGGGGUAG
Molecule: messenger RNA, 1008 nt
Organism: Coniosporium apollinis CBS 100218
Lineage: Eukaryota; Fungi; Ascomycota; Dothideomycetes
Exons: 1
Coding region: 1-1008 (335 amino acids)
Biological process (GO): DNA repair
Source: RefSeq, a predicted model, not a curated record